GAAACACAAGCCAGAGCCAGAGAGAGAGCAGCGGGAGGAGGAGGAGUAGCUGAGCCAGAGACAGGGCAGGGAGCCAGCAAGUCAGCUCCGUGCAGAAGUCAGGAAUAUCCCAGAGCUGCAUCCACACCGUAGGGCAGCAGCUGUACCCAGCCCUCACCCUGCCCGGGUCACCAUGCCCCCUGUGCUGCACUGAGCUCUGCCAGUGCCCCCUGUCCCCUCCGCCAGUGCCCCUCACCCCCUGUACCAUGGCCCAGGAGCGGCCGGAGCCCCGGCUGUGUCACAUAGAGAAAGGGGAGCAGGGAUACGGCUUCCACCUGCACGGAGAGAAGAACAAGAUCGGGCAGUACAUCCGCAAAGUGGAGCCCGGCUCCCCGGCUGAGAUCGCCGGCCUGAAGGCUGGAGACCGGGUGCUGGAAGUCAACGGGGAGAACGUGGAAAAAGAAACUCACCACCAGGUGGUCCAGCGCAUUAAAGCCAUAGAGAAUGAGACGCGGUUACUUGUCGUUGACAGAAAGGCAGAUGAGCACCGACGCCUUUCACAGUCCAGCUCGCCUGCUGAGUCUCAGCCUAACUCCAGUGUGCCUUCCUCCCCGUCUGUGGGAAACAACAACGGCGAGGCCUGGAAACUGAAGGAGGUCACUAGCCACGAGGACCAGCUGCAGAACAACCACAGCACAGAGAACGGCAAGCAGGAUAUAAAUGGACAGCUGAAGGAGAGGUGCCCCCGUCUGUGUUACUUAAAGAAAGGACCCAACGGUUACGGGUUCAAUCUUCACAGCGAGAAAUCCCGGCCCGGCCAGUUCAUCCGCUCAGUGGAUCCGGGUUCCCCGGCAGCCAAAGCAGGUCUGAGACCGCAGGACCGCCUGGUAGAGGUAAAUAAGCAGAAUGUUGAAAACAUGAAGCACUCUGAGGUGGUGGCCAUCAUAAAAUCCAAGGAGAACGAGACGUCGUUACUGGUGGUUGACACAGAGACAGAUGAAUACUUCAAGAAGUUGGGAGUUACCCCUGCAGAAGUUCACGUAAAAGAAGGUUCAAUCACCCAGUUGCUGACUAAUGGAAUGACCAAGACACGGAUCAAUGGAGGCUCUUCCACGUCUUCAUCGCACAGCAGUCUGCAAAGUCCUGAUAAAGACUCACAGGCAGGCGACCUGAGCCGAUCGGAUCCUUUUGAAGAAAGUGGUCUGCGCCUCAGCCCUACAGCAGCCGAGGCGAAGGAGAAGGCGCGGGCUAAGCGAGCCAAUAAACGCGCUCCGCAGAUGGACUGGAGCAAGAAGCACGAAAUCUUCAGCAACUUCUGAUCUUGCCUCCCGGGACACACAAACUGUUGGGGCGAGAGCGGUAACAGGACUUAGGCCCCUCUCCCACCACCUAAACGCUGCGCAUUACCUGGAACGCAGGGGAAGGGGGGGUAUGGGGAAGAUUAAAACCAACUAAUGAGAAGAUGUCACCAAAUUAUUUGUUUAACCAUUUCAGUUAUGUGGCAUUUAAAGCUGACUUUGUCUCUUCAGUGCCAGGACCACCGUCCGUGUACUACCGGAGGGUUUAACUAGGACGGAUUCGGACUUUGCUAUGACGAGUAACAAUUUUAUUCCGCUAAUGCCCCGGAACUUUUGGAAAUAGCCGACCGGCAGCAGAUUGUGGGCAUUAUUGUCAGAAUGGGUCAUGGGCGUACUCGAUUCUUCUUAGGAGAGCCUAACAUAAGACUGGAGUGUUCUUGGAAACAGGAAGCCGCCGUAUGUAUAGGAAAAGUUGGCUGCUUCAACAGAAAGAGCAAUAUACUGUGGGAACUAAAGACAGGACAGCAUUGCAGUUCACCAUUGCAUUGCCAGUGGGGUCUCCACAGCUGCAUUGUACUCCCCCUUCCCCCCUUCCCGAUCUGUUUAUAAGGCCGCUUCCUCAUCCUGUCCUGCAGUUCCACCAUGGAUUAGGAAGUGCGGUUUCCGACCUGUUAGCCAAGCACUCAGGAGACAAAUACGACAAACCAAUAUGGCCUUUCUGCAACCUCAGAGGACCGAGUGUCCUCUUAUUUGUGGUAGCCCUCAAUUCAGGGCUCUAACUGUGUAACCUGACAGGCUAAGUACAUGUAGAUCACAAGAUAAACAUUCCAGGGAAUCUUAAACCUCAAGCUUGCAGAUAGAAGGAUUGCACAACCUCCGCCUGACGCUUGUGUGUAAUUGGCUGCAGGAGGGUAUGUGCGGCACGGUUUGGUUAACGCUUGCACUGCUAGAUUCAUCUGGCAGUGGAAAAGGGAGCGUGAUAGUGAACAGCUUCCCUGAAGCCAGAAUUCUAGGCCAUCAUUCUCAGAACUUAGUUGCUGUUGACAGCAGUUUACUGAAAGUCUCCUCUAGUGCCUUCUCUCGAACCGUCCUGUGCAUAUACAGUGCAGGGGGGGUCGGGGGAAGGAAGGGCUUGGGCCUCCUGUGGAAUAGACAAAGUAUCCCACGUCAGACCGUCCCACGGGAUCACACAUUCCUCACUGCAGCCCAAAACCGCUGGCUCACGCUACCCGGCUGAGGUACAGAUGGUUUGAGUUAAAGGAGAAAAGCGAAUUUAGACUAAAGUCAUUUAGCAAUCGGCCCUGAGCCCAGGUACAAAUGCCCCUGUGUUUGGGAUCCUCUGUCUAUCCGACUCCCCACAGUCACCCACCAUUGGGAGGGAUGUCCAGGGCCCACGGCUGGCUAUAGGGAGCUCAGAUUAACCCUUAAGGUGAUGGAGAACAGAAGCAGAUACUCAGAAAGCUGAGUAGUACAUAGAGAACCUCAAUCCUUUACUGCAAGGCUGGGACAGCAGGUGGUAAGACUGUAGUGUCAGGGUUGUAUGCCAGUAGCGGAGAGACGGAUCCACAUGGAACAUUAAAUGGCCUUCUCCGUCCCCUCUGAUUAAUAUAGUCUAGAUUAACACCAACAUAUGUCAAUAUUGAUUAUGUUAAAAAUAAUGAUCAAACGUUCAUGGUGACAUGUUGGUAAGUUUCCCUUUAAAAAAAAAUUAUAUAAGAGGCCUGAGCUUGGCCCAAGAACGCUGUUGUUUUUUUUUAAUCAUUGAGAUUAGUUAGUAGCUCGCCAAAUUAAAUAUCUUUCUUACAAUAAUCUCCAAGGAAAAAAACAAGAAAGUUUGUAAAGUUUGACUUGAUUGUAUAUUUCUGUAACCAAUGGUGCCCUCUGCUGGUGACCAUGAAAACCUGCGCGUCCAGUGUCAGCAAUUUUUCUUGUUAGAUUAUUCAGCAGUUCUUGCACAUGAUCCAUAAGAGUCUAUCAUGUGUCUAAAAUGCUGUUUGCCCUUACUCUAAUGGUCACAAGGGGCGACUGCUACGAAAUAGGGAGUUGGAAGAAAAUAUAUGAUUGACGUUUUCUGAUGAUAAUUCCGGAGAUCCAGUCAGUUCCCCGACCAUUAAGAAAUCCUGUGUACAGAUGUGUCCUCAUACGCUAUUGGCGCAGUCGCACCAAAUGUGUCUUUUUUGCUUAAAUAUGCGUCUUAGUUGCAAUGUGAUGCGGCAGUACUGUUUCACGAGAGUGCACAGAUUACCUUGAUAUGUGACACUUGUGCAGAGGAGUCUGAAUCUAUACAUGAAGUGCUACCACGCAGCGCCUGCACCUUUUUUCACGCCAAGUUCAGUUGUGCUUCAUACGCCACGUUGCACUUAUUUCAGACUUUUUCCUGUGUGGUUAAAGUCGCCGCGCGGUGUUCCUGGUACAGAUGAAUUGGUGUGUUGCUAUGUCUGCGGUGCAGAUAAGACGCAAAUUUAAAGAAAAGUCGCUAGUCUACACGGCCCUGCCGCAUGGCGUAUUGAGACUAGGUGGAUGAGGACGCAUCUGUAUAUGCAUCUAAUUGUGAACGUUUUAAACGACCCUGAAUCAGGGCUACCAGAUUUGGCUUGUCAGUCUAGACUAGCGUUUCCCAUCUCCAGUCCUCAGAGACCCCUAACAGGGCAUGUUUUACAGAUCUCCUCAGCAAGAUAAUUAGCACCAUCAGUGGUGUCAGCCAGUAAUAAAUACAUCUGUGCACCAACUAGGAGAUCUGGAAAACAUGCACUCUCAGGGGUCCCUGAGGACUGGAGUUGGGAAACACUGGUCUGAACACGAGUGAAAUAUUCAUGCUACACGGCUGCACUCCAGGUCUGCAGUUAUAACUGUGAAGUGUGCGUGUAGCCUAAUUGCUGUAAUGCAAUGCAGCAUUUGUAUCUGGGUUCCAUUAAUCUGCCCCUCACAUCCAGCCCACUAUUACGUAAUCAUUCACCCUGCUCUCAGGGUGAGGAGCUCAGUAUAAUGUGAAUGCACAAGUCGAACUGAAAGUGGUGAUAAAGGUGAAAGUUUCAGUGGUCAUAAAAGGUUUUGGAAGGUUAGGCGUUACUCUGAAUAAGUCAGCUGACCAAGUUCAGCCGUUCUAUUGGCUUACACCAGAGGUAGGAAACCUCCAGUGUUCCAGCUGAUGAAUUCAGAGCCCAGCAGGGCAUGCUGUGACUUAUAGUUCAUCAAGAACUGGAGAGCCAGUGGUGGACUAAGCCCGUUCUAUGCCCUUAAUCGCUCUUAGGUUACAUUGGUUGUGAUUCAGAGGUGGAUGCAGUGCUGAUGAUUGCGCAGUUUGCCGGUGCUUUUUGGACCACGCAUUGGUCGGAGUUCCGAUGGACAUUCUGAGCUUCCAUAGGGGUUGAGGAGAAGUUCAAUGGCGCUGUGUCUUUGCGAACAGACAGUGGGUGACUCUGUACAAAAUACAGCGGCUGCGGCAUUAUUAUAACACCUAGUACCACUGUGUACAAAGACGCAGUCGCCAUGAUAAUGGCAUCCACCUCUGUAAAAAGGGCCAUUGGGGUCACAUAAUUGAAAUGCAGGAUUUUGGCACGCGCUGGGCCUUUGAAUGGAAAUAUAUGUAUAUGUAGUAUGUGGACUAGGUUGCGGCAAUGACAUAUUAUGCAAAUGAAGUGAUACAUGAAUGAGGUUGCUGCCUGAGCAGAAUUACAGCAAGCUAGGUAUAGAUCAUGAUUUUAUUUUGAACCAAUGAACAGAUUUUUUUUUUUUUUUUUUAAUUCAAAUAAAUGAGCAGAGAAAUUUCUCACAUGUGAUAAAUUCUGACCACUAGGGCUGGACUAUGCCUGACAUCAGGUGACGUCACGGAGGACAACACUGUGCUCUGCUGCGCUGCCCUCUGGUGGUAGGAUUACAGGUCAGGGGGUGGAUGGACACAUGGAUGAGAAGGUGGACCUCUGACUGCACAUAGCCAUUAAGCUGCCUAUAUGUAGCUCUGUUUGGAAUCAUAUUUUUGUACUUUUAAACCUGUAGGUAUAUAAGGCACAUAUCUGAUAACAUUAAUCUAUAACACACAAAGGUAUACAUUGUAAACUACUAUGUGCAUAAUAAAGGAUUUCCCAAGUA
This is a messenger RNA of Pseudophryne corroboree (corroboree frog), 5366 nucleotides long. It is a transcript of the gene NHERF2, whose product is annotated as NHERF family PDZ scaffold protein 2. The record is from RefSeq and is a predicted model, not a curated record. Gene Ontology annotation, cellular component: apical plasma membrane. The transcript has 7 exons. NCBI's taxonomy places the organism in Eukaryota, Metazoa, Chordata, Amphibia, Anura, Myobatrachidae. Gene Ontology annotation, molecular function: signaling receptor binding; protein-membrane adaptor activity. Gene Ontology annotation, biological process: protein localization to plasma membrane. The coding region runs from base 246 to 1298 and encodes 350 amino acids.